AUUCAAGAGGGGCACCUCAGAGACGAGCAAGGUCCAAUUAGCUUCUCGGGUUGGUUCCGAAGCCCAAUCACUCACUCACUCUCUCCUUUUGCCACACACAAGAUCUCACUCCGGUCAGCUCCGAAGCUCGGAGCGGCACUCUGCCGAUCCGUGUUCACCGUCACAUAGCUGAUAUAUAUAAGACAAGAUGGCUACCGUUGAAGCAGACAAAGUGGUGGUGACCCCUGAUGUCAAAAACGAGUUAAUCAGUACUGACAAGAUAGUGACCCUUGUAGAAGACAAAUUGGUGGUGACCCCUGACAUAAAAAAUGAGUCAACCAGUAUUGAUUCUCAACCUACCAAUGACCUAGCAAAUUCUGAAACUUUGGCUAACAGUAGUGUGGAAAAUUCCAAGUCUCAGGCUGACACGGAUCUCUCCAAUCCCAAAACAAAGCCUGACGAAGGACUUCCUGGAUCUGAAACACUGGUUACUAGUAGUGAUAUAAAUGAGUUGGACGACAACAAAAAAUCUUCGUACAAUGAACUAGAGAAUUCGGAAUCGCUACCUAACAGCCAGUUGGACUCUGCUGGGGCUCCACACAGCAAUCAAACUGUUGAUUCAGAGGCAAUGCCUGACCAUUUGUCAGUCAACUCUGAAGCACUGCCUGAUGACAAGCUUCUUAGUUCUGAAAUUACUCUUGAUAAGAACCCUACUCCUGAGGCACCACCUAGCAACCAGGCGAUCAAUUCUGAGGCACUUCCAAACAACGCUGUGGUUACUUCUGAAAUUCAGACUGGUAAUGAUGUGGUUGUAUCUGAAACACAAUGUGGCAACGUGGUGGUUGUAUCUGAAACACAGCACAGUGAUGAGAUGGUUGUGUGCGAAACUCUGCACAGCAAUGAGAUGGCUGUAUGUGAAACCCAGCACGGCAAUGAGGUGAUUGAAUGUGAAACACAGCACAGUGACGAGUUGGUUGUAUCUAAAACACAUUGUGAUGAUGAAGCAAUUUUGUCUAAAACUCAUCAAAGCAAUGAAGUAGUUAUGUCUGAAACUCAGCAAAGUAAUGAAGCGGUUAUGUCUGAAACAAAACCCAGCAAUGAGGAGUUCAUCUCUGCCCCACAUCCCAGCAGUGAGGCUGUCAUGUCUGAUACGCAGCUUAGCAAUGAGGCAGUCAUCUCUGAUACACAGCCUUGCAAUGAGGUAGCCUUGUCUGACAUACAACCCAGCAGUGAGGUAAGCUUGUCUAACACACAACCCAUCAAUGAGACUGUCAUGGGCGAAGCCCAGAUCAGCAACAAUGUGGUCAUAUCUGAAACUCUGCCCGGAAAUGCGUUGGUCAGUUCCACAACAGAUCCCAACAGUCAUCUCUCCCAUCUGAAAACUUUUCCUGAUAAUAAUCAGUUCACUAAUUUCCAUAUGAUUCCUGAAGAUCAGCUGCCUCAACCUGAAUCGCUGCCAAAUUCUGAACCCCCAGUUAGUUGUGAACCACUGGCAGACAGUCAUCUCACAGACAUCAAACCAGUACCCCCUAAUCAUUUGCCUGAAUAUGAUACAUUUCCGAACAAUCAUGUGGAACAUUCUGAGGAACUGGCCAACAAUCAGCUAACUAACUCUGAAACAUUGUCACAUGAUCAGCUAGCCAACUCCCAAAUGUUGACUCACUAUGAGCUGACAAAUGGUGAACCCGAGCACCCCAAUCAGCUAAUCAAUUCUCAAGCUCACUAUGAGAAAGUCAGCAGUAACACCCUUCCUAGAUAUGAGAUUGUGAGUGUUGAAACUCCACUUAACAAUGUGGAACAUAUCCCAGAAACGCAGCCAAUUAAGAGGAGGAAAAAGAAGUCUAUAGUCUGGGAACACUUUACCAUAGAAACAGUCAGUGCUGGAUGUAGAAGGGCAUGCUGCAAGCAAUGCAAGCAAAGUUUUGCCUAUAGUACUGGUUCAAAAGUUGCUGGUACCAGCCACCUUAAAAGGCACAUUGCCAAGGGAGCGUGUCCAGCCCUUCUGCAUAAUCGAGAUCCGAAUCAAUCAACUCCAUAUACUCCACGCUCAAGGGGAAAUGGUGCUGGCAGUGUUAGCUAUACACCAAAGAGACGGUAUAGAUCCCCUAGCACUCCUUAUAUAAUUUUUGAUCAAGAUCGUUGUCGCCAGGAGAUUGCUAGGAUGAUCAUUAUGCAUGAUUACCCCCUUCACAUGGUUGAGCAUCCAGGAUUUGUCGCAUUUGUCCAGAAUCUGCAGCCCCAGUUCAGUAUGGUCACAUUUAACACCAUUCAAGGAGACUGUGUUGCAACAUAUUUGAUGGAAAAACAAAACCUUAUGAAGUACUUUGAGGGAUUAUCAGGGCGUGUUUGUCUGGCACUGGAUAUCUGGACCUCAAGUCAAUCUGUAGGUUAUGUGUUUAUUACAGGACAUUUUGUUGAUAAUGAUUGGAAGUUGCAGAGGAGAAUUCUCAAUGUUGUGAUGGAACCAUACCCUGAUUCUGACUCUGCUAUCGGCCAUGCUGUAGCUGUCUGCCUUUCUGAUUGGAAUUUGGAGGGCAGGCUGUUUUCUAUCACUUGUAAUCAGGCACUGACUGAAGUUGCCCUUGAAAAUCUCAGACCUUUACUCUCUGUGAAGAAUCCACUUCUCCUCAAUGGGCAGUUACUAAUUGGAAAUUGCAUUGCCCAUACCUUAAGCAUUGUUGCAAAUGAUUUGUUGAGCUCAGCACAAGGCAUAGUCAAUAAAAUCCGGGAAAGUGUAAAGUAUGUGAAGACUUCAGAAUCACACGAGGAAAAAUUCCUGGAGCUUAAGCAGCAACUUCAGGUCCCCAGUGAAAGGAGCCUUUUUAUUGAUGACCAAACCAAAUGGAAUACAACAUAUCAAAUGCUAGUUGCAGCUUCUGAACUAAAGGAAGUGUUUUCUUGUUUGGACACUUGUGAUCCUGAUUACAUGGGAGCUCCAUCUAUUCAAGAUUGGAAGCUUGUUGAAACCCUCUGUACUUACUUGAAGCCCCUUUUUGAUGCAGCAAACAUUCUUAUCACAACAACUCGUCCCACUGCUAUUACCUUCUUUCAUGAAGUUUGGAAAUUGCAGUUAGAUCUAGCUCGCGCUGUGAUGAACGAGGAUCCUUUCAUUAGCAACUUCACUAAACCUAUGCAAGAGAAGAUUGAUAAGUACUGGAGAGAAUGUAGUCUGGUUUUGGUGGUUGCUGUUGUUAUGGACCCUCGAUUCAAGAUGAAGCUUGUCGAAUUCAGUUUCACAAAAAUCUAUGGUGAGGAUGCUCAUAUGUAUAUCAAGAUUGUUGAUGAUGGAAUUCAUGAGCUGUUUCAUGAGUAUGUAGCCCUUCCCCUGCCACUGACUCCAGCUUAUGCCGAAGAAGGAAACAUGAAGGUGGACGGAUCCCCAGGAGGAGCUACGUUGGCAGAUAGUGGUCUCACAGAUUUUGAUGUCUACAUCAUGGAAACUACUAGCCAACAAAACAAAUCUGAAUUGGACCAGUAUCUGGAAGAAUCAUUGUUGCCACGCGUCCCAGAUUUUGAUGUAUUAGGUUGGUGGAAGCUAAACAAACUCAAGUACCCUACUCUUUCCAAGAUGGCCAGGGACAUAUUAUCCAUUCCAGUUUCUACUGUCCCUUCUGACUCUGUAUUUGAUAAGAAAAGCAAAGAGAUGGAUCAGUAUCGAAGUUCCUUGAGACCAGAGACAGUGGAGGCCCUUGUAUGUGCCAAGGACUGGAUGAAGUAUGGAGCAGCUGAUGCUUCGAAUUUGCUUGUAAAAAUGGAAUACUAGAUUUUAGGUUGUACUCUGUAUGAUAUGAUGGUAGGUUCUCUGGUAUUUUUACAUUUUGCUCUUAGUUCUCUGUUAGGCUAUAUUUUGUAACAUUAAUUUUUUUUUCUUUUGAUAAUUGGAUGUCAAUAUUUAAUUUCUAGUGAACCUUUGGUUUUAGUCCUUUAGAUGCUAAAAUAGAUCUGCCUUUCUGUGACGCAUCAUUGCAAGUUGUGAAUAUACUAUUGGAAAAAAAGAUUCCAUGAGGAUUCAGGAGUUGAAGAUGAUGGGAUUGGGCUGGUUUUGCCCCAAAUGAAAUAGGCAUAAUUCUGAGGUGUAUCACAUAUGAAGUCUGCAUCCUGUUGCCUACCAUAUCAAAUAUGCUUCCCAGCCUGCAAUAGUGCGCUAAUUUGCUGCCUUUUAAUUUUUAAAAUUUUCUUUUGGCUUCUGACAUGUCUGUGCGGACUGAAACACUUGCAAGAUAGCCCCCGACUGUAUCAAUAAACUGAUAUAAAAUAAGGAAAUAUAUAAGAGUAAACAGGACAUACAGUUCUUGAGCAAUGUUUUCAAUUUUCAAAACUGAACUGAUAGUUGAACAAGUAUGGAGAGAGGAUCAAUACCAAGUCCAUCUACAGCUGCCAUGAGGAGGCAAAGAAAGCCCAGCUUACCCACACUUGCACUGGUUUCCAUGACUGGUCCAGUGGUGGAUGAUAAAAAGGAAAGCAAAAGCAUUCUGGUAAGUGGAUAUCCUAAUUCGUUAGGAAAGCAAGAGCAUCAAGUCAGUGCACAUCAUAAUUUGUUUCUCCCAUUAUAUUUGGCUGUUUCCUACUACUUAAGAGAAUUGGGUAUGCAGAGUAUCUUACCUGGUCUUUCUGCUCUCUGUUCUCGAGUUUUAAAAUCCAUCGUCAACAUUUUUUGUCCCAAGUUAAUGGGGCUGGAAACAUUGAGCCCGUAAGGUCCUUUAGUCACUUGCAAUGCAUUGAGGCAUAGGAA
Molecule: messenger RNA, 4711 nt
Organism: Abrus precatorius (Indian licorice)
Lineage: Eukaryota; Viridiplantae; Streptophyta; Magnoliopsida; Fabales; Fabaceae
Product: zinc finger BED domain-containing protein DAYSLEEPER-like
Exons: 2
Coding region: 188-3742 (1184 amino acids)
Molecular function (GO): DNA binding; protein dimerization activity
Source: RefSeq, a predicted model, not a curated record